ACAGGAAAUAGUGUGAUUGUAACAGUUUCUAAAGUAAAAGCUCCCUGUAAAAGGAACCUCGAGGAUGUGACAACAUUUCUAUGACAGUCAUAGAAAUUGUGAACAUAUGUCAUUAUGCUGAUAUGUGUUCUCAGUAAUGUGACGUUAAUUUAUAUUAGUCUAUCUUGGAAAACUGAGAAAAGGAGACUUCGACGCAAAAAUGAGCAAAAAUACAGAUGUGGGAAGUUGGUUACAUUCAGCUGCGAUGUGAAUGUUCGUCUGACUGAGGCAUGCCUGACCCUUUCAGAAUGAAAAGGGUUGAUCUUGAACAAUGCAAUCAAAACAAGAACCAUUCAAGCAAAGUAUUCGUCAAAAUAAGUGUUUUCUUAUUGAUACUUUACAAGAAGAUCCCGACUUCAUCUUGCAGCAUGUGCAACAAGAUGAACUCAUCACUGACCGUGAGUACCGCCUCAUAAAUCGGCAAAGAAUAGGGGGAGAGGAUGUGGUCAUCGCCUUACUUGAUAAACUUAUGGGCAAGGGGGAGGAAACCUGCAAAAAAUUCAUAAAGCUUUUGGAACGGGAUGAGGUAUUGGAGACUUUUCCAAAUUUGAAGAAUCACCAUAUUCUUGCUACAGACAACCCAGUUAAAGAUAUCUCAAAGCUCAGCAUUGAUCUUCAAAAAAAGCUUCACAGGAUUUAUAGGGAGUUGACCAGCAUUAAUGUUGAUCAGCUGAAAUUUCUCUCUAUGGAUCUGGUUUGUAAAGAGCAUUUGGAGACCGUGAGUGAUGCAAAAGACUUGUUCUUUCGACUAGAGGAGCAAGAACUGCUUGAUGAUGGACUACUCUCUGAGCUGCUAUACAAGAUAGGACGUCUUGACUUGCUUGUCAUCAUUGACACAUCAAGGGAGCAGGUGGAGAGGCGUCUGCAGGCCUGUAGAGACCCUAAUAAAGGUGUCUCAGCUUACAGAUACAUGCUCUAUGGAUUGUCUUUAAGAAUUACAGAAGAAAGCCUUCAUCAAAUGAGGUUUCAAUGGUCAAAAUGUUCAAAAACACAGCUCGGACCAUAUCCUUCAUUUCUAGACAUUAUGAUUGAUAUGGAAAAUCAACAGAGACUUGGAGAAGACAAUCUGGAGGAACUGCACAACAUUCUAAGUAAAUGUGAUCAACAGUUGGCCUGCAGCUUAGAGAAAUUCAAGAAUGGGCACAGAAACCAGGAACAGGGUCAUGAGGACGACUACUAUCCCGUGACCCAGCGGCCUUUAGGAUACUGUCUAAUCAUCAACAACUUCGAAUUUUCUCCAACGAGCUUACGUAACAGGACUGGCACAGAUAAAGAUAGAGAUGAUCUUACCAGAGUGUUUCGCAACAUGCAGUUUCUGGUUGAGGUGCGAAACGACUUGCAAGGUCCGGAUAUGUUGAAUGUGAUGAAAGAGUUUGCAGAGAAAGAUCACUCUAGAAUGGAUGUUUUUGUCUGCUGCAUCCUCUCCCAUGGGGCAAACAGCACUGUGCUGGGCACAGAUGGCCAGCACAUCCUAAUCCGGGAUCAUACAUUGCCUUACGCUGAAAGCCACACACUUGCAACCAAGCCCAAGCUUUUUUUCAUUCAGGCCUGCCAAGGUUCAAAUAUGGACAGAGGAGUGUGUAUGGAGAACAGACAGGAGACUAUUACAACAGAUGGAGUAUUUGAAAAGGAUGCUCAGAUGGUUGUUUCUAGUAUUCCUCUAGAAGCUGAUUUUUUAAUUGGAAUGGCCACUGUAGAACAUUAUCAGUCAUUCCGGAACACCACAGAAGGGUCCAUCUAUAUUCAAGAGCUCUGCAAACAGCUGGAAGAAUGUUGCCCCAGAAAAGAGGAUAUCUUGUCCAUUCUGACAAAGGUGAACUGUAAAGUGAGCAAGAAAAUACUGAAUGGUCAUAAGCAAAUACCUGAACCUCGGUAUACCUUAACCAGGAAACUGGUACUUCCCUGGACUGAAGUUUCGGAUCACUAGAAUGACAUUGUGUCUUUCUACUUUGAUGCUACAAAAGAAUGUCAAUCUUAUUGUUUUUGUCAGUCUGGUUGAAUGUUUGUGAUUAUGAUAUUGAUCUAUGACUAUGAUGAUAUUUUUGUUCACUGGACACUUUUUACUAUGGCCUCUUUACUAUGGAAUAUCACCCUUUUGUUUGUGUCCUCCUACUUUUGAUAAUAACAUUGCUGCAAUAGUAAGUAUAGCAAAUAGUAAGUAUAGCCCCAGAGUGCAGGCUGGACGAUGGGGCAGGGCAACACAUUUGGAAGGUGGUACAGAUCCAUGUGUGUGGAUGGCAUUUGGAAACUGUACAAAUGGAACGCGGGUUUUGCAGCCUGUUUAGAAAUAACACAUAUGUAAAAGACGGAGAAAAUAUCACAUUCUUUAACAUUUUACACCCGUUUUUUUUGUUCACGUUUUUUUUCACAUUACUCCUAUUUAAGGCAAGGACAUUACAUUUAUUGACAACAGUGUGACCGUAUGCUGUUGCCUAUUAAUAAUAUGUGUUGUUAUAAACCAUUUGCAUUUUUUACAUUUAAAUUUAUGCAUUUAGCAGAAUCCAUAGCUUUCCAAUCUAUACGUUUUUAUCAGUUUGUGUGUUCAUGGAAUCGAACACACAGUACGAACAACAUAUCAAUAUCAGCGUUAUUCAUGCUGUAUAUCACAAGUAAUAUAAUGAAUGACUACAACUAUUUCAAUUCAGCAUCUUUUUAUUCGUGUAUCAAAACUUAUUGAGCCAAAAACUGAAGUUUGGCUAGACACAAAGCAAAAGUUGCUGUCAAAUGCAGCUUCCUCGAUGGAGAACACGUGAAGAGUUUGAAACUCCUUUUUUUAAACAAAUUCUAAUUUCAUGUUUUUUUAUUGUGCAUUCCAAUUAAUAUGAAUCAAACUGCAGUUGGUUUGCUUUGAUUUAAGCCAUAAUAACUCAGGAAAUACAGCUAACUAACACAAUAAAUAAACAUGAUAACAUAAUAAAAAUAUAUGUAUUUUUUUAAA
This is a messenger RNA of Triplophysa rosa, 2977 nucleotides long. Its product is annotated as caspase-8-like. The transcript has 10 exons. Gene Ontology annotation, molecular function: cysteine-type endopeptidase activity; protein binding. NCBI's taxonomy places the organism in Eukaryota, Metazoa, Chordata, Actinopteri, Cypriniformes, Nemacheilidae. The record is from RefSeq and is a predicted model, not a curated record. Gene Ontology annotation, biological process: regulation of apoptotic process; proteolysis. The coding region runs from base 311 to 1966 and encodes 551 amino acids.